AUGAACAACAACGCUGUCACCAAUGUCAACAAAGGUCCGAGUUUUCUGACGUCUCUCUGGGUUUCAAGCGGCAUUGCGAUCUCGAUGGUCAUCGCUCGGCUUAUCGUGCGAGUACGGUUCCUCCGCUACCAUGGUCCCGAUGACUACUUCAUCGCUGCCUCGCUCGUUGUUGGCGUGGUCGGCGUCUGCUUAGACACGGUCUCCGUACGACAUGGACUUGGUCGACAUGAAGCAUUCCUCACGCUCGACCAGAUCGUGCAGGCGACGAAGUACAACUUCAUAGCCAUCCCUUUCAAUCUGAUGUCCAGCGCGCUAGCGAAGUGCUCCGUCUGCUUCUUCCUGAUCCACGUCAACCAGAGCAAGCUGGCAGGGCGUUUACUGCUGGCGGCAAGCAUACUGUUGGUCGUGUUCAGCACAGUGACCAUCGCAGUCCUCUUUGGCCAAUGUACACCACCACAAGCCCUGUGGAACCCCGAGGUACGGGCGACGGGCAAUUGCAUCAAUCCCAGCAUCAACGCAGGCGUAGGCUUAGCACAGGCAGCAUUUUUCGUCGUCGCUGACCUGUGCUUUGCCUUCUUCCCCCUGACGUUCCUUUGGACUCUGCAAAUGAACAGGCGGACCAAGUUUGCUCUUGCGGUGGUACUUAGCCUCGGCGUUAUGCAAGUUCCCCUUUCGCCCGUCGCAGUAACGUCUCGCUGA
This is a messenger RNA of Baudoinia panamericana UAMH 10762, 699 nucleotides long. RefSeq lists its product as uncharacterized. The coding region runs from base 1 to 699 and encodes 232 amino acids. The record is from RefSeq and is a predicted model, not a curated record. Lineage: Eukaryota; Fungi; Ascomycota; Dothideomycetes; Mycosphaerellales; Teratosphaeriaceae. The transcript is spliced from 3 exons.